AUGCGCCUCUUCAAUCUCGUCUUUCCGCUGCUCCUGCAGUCGGGAACUGUUAAUGCUUACACCUUGAAGGAGGUUGAGGCCCUGAUAUCCGCAUACCAAGCCCAUAAUACCGCCUACGCUGCAGCAUCCAAUCCCCCAUCGGGUUGCCAGCUAGCAUGCGGCUUCCUAGCCUUCUCUUUACCGUCGCAGCUCUCAUAUCCCAACAGCUCAACGUAUGAAUUCGAGGAAUCGCGAUACUGGGCGCAGCAACAAGCUCUGACUAGACCGACUUGUCGAUUCUCUCCCGCAUCGCCAGAAGAAGUAUCCUUGGCCGUUUUAACCUUCCGUGCUACACAGUGCAAGUUUGCCGUUAAAAGUGGUGGCCAUGCUGCUUUUGCCGGCGCCUCGAAUAUUGACAAUGGCGUGACAAUCGAUCUUAUCAAUUUGAAUCAAAUCACGCUCUCGUCUGAUAAGGCGCAGGCCUCCAUUGGCCCAGGAAACGUCUGGUAUGAUGUUUACAAUUAUCUGCAGCCCCACAACGUAACUGUGAUUGGCGGGAGGGUAUCUGCCAUUGGCGUGGGAGGUCUGACUUUGGGAGGUGGAAUGUCGUUCUUCUCUAGCCAGCAUGGAUGGGCAUGUGACAAUGUCAAUUCUUAUGAGGUCGUGCUUGCAGAUGGCUCAAUCCGCCAAGUCAGCUACUCGUCCCCAUAUUCUGAUUUGUACUGGGCGCUUCGCGGAGGAGGCAACAACUUUGGCAUCGUAACAAGAUUCGAUCUCGCGGCCUACCCCCAAGGCGAUCUCUGGGCGGGCUCAGAUACUUUUCUGUACACAAAUGAGACGGCGGCUGCUAUCAACGACGCCUUCUAUUAUCUUGGCAUCAACGCUCCCUCGGAUCCGUAUGCUCAAGUUAUCAUUGCAUACGCUUAUGCGCAGUCGGAAGAUCUCUUCGUCAUCGCUUCCGAUCUACAAUAUGCCAAACCAGUCGUCAAUCCUCCAAUUUUGCAAAAUUUCACCGCAGUUCCUGGUGCUAUCGCAAGCACACUGCGCAUCACAGACCUCUCAAAUCUAACGGUGGAGUUCAAUAACUCCAACCCAGGGGGUUUCCGACAAACGUACUGGACCUUUACAGUUCAGAACAAUGCCGCUUUGAUGGCUGACAUGGUCGCUAUCUACAUGGACGAAAUCGAGCCUAUCAAAAAUGUCACAGGGAUUGGACCUUCCAUUAUCUUUCAGCUCAUCACUACUGAUAUGACUGAUCACUUUUCUAAGAACGGCGGCAAUGCACUUGGGCUUGCUGGCCAAGGCCCUCUGAACCUGAUCAAUGUUGACAUAUCUUGGUCCGAUGCGUCGGAUGAUGAGAGAGUCCUCGCGGCUGCGCAAAACAUUGUCGACCGCUCUGUCGCUGUUGCACGUACCAAAGCCCUCGAUCAUCCAUACCUUUACCAAAACUACGCUUCUUACCAGCAAGAUGUCUUUGCUGGAUAUGGAGCAGAUAACCUCGCAAAACUAAGAUCAAUAAGUACUAAAUACGACCCACAGCGAGUGUGGCAGAAGUUGCAGCCAGGGUACUUUAAGCUAGGAUAG
Trichoderma gamsii is the source of this 1563-nucleotide messenger RNA. RefSeq lists its product as hypothetical. The record is from RefSeq and is a predicted model, not a curated record. The transcript is spliced from 5 exons. NCBI's taxonomy places the organism in Eukaryota, Fungi, Ascomycota, Sordariomycetes, Hypocreales, Hypocreaceae. Bases 1 to 1563 code for a protein of 520 amino acids. Gene Ontology annotation, molecular function: FAD binding.